Messenger RNA from Lobosporangium transversale, 1144 nucleotides. RefSeq names its product mitochondrial carrier domain-containing protein. Bases 144 to 1091 code for a protein of 315 amino acids. The transcript is spliced from 3 exons. Gene Ontology annotation, biological process: transmembrane transport; succinate transport; fumarate transport. The record is from RefSeq and is a predicted model, not a curated record. Lineage: Eukaryota; Fungi; Mortierellomycota; Mortierellomycetes; Mortierellales; Mortierellaceae.
UCUCCCAACUCCUCCAUCUUUCAUCACAAGCUUCACCACCAUCACUCCUCUCUCCUCAGUUUUCGCUGAUGUCUCUUACCAACUCACAAAAUCCUCUUUAAUCCCUCUAUUCCUUGAAAAACACUAAAAGUUAAAAAGACAUAAUGGCAGCUAGAGAUAAAAAGUCGCCUCUCACUAACCUCAUCGCAGGUGGCACUGCUGGCUUCAUGGAAUCUUUCAUCUGUCAUCCUCUUGAUACAAUCAAAGUGCGAAUGCAACUCGCCAAAAAUGUUGCUAGGGGUGGUCAGGCUAAUGCAAACUUGUCAUUUAUAGGUGUUGGCUUGAAGAUCGUGCGGAAAGAGUCACCAUUAGCGCUCUACAAGGGGCUUGGUGCUGUAACAGCUGGUAUCGUGCCCAAGAUGGCCAUCCGAUUCACUACCUUCCAGUUCUAUAAAGACCUAAUGGUUGACAAGAAUGGUACACCAUGGAAACUGAAUAACCUUUGGGCUGGUUUGUUGGCUGGCGUGACUGAGGCUGUGCUAGUCGUGACACCCAUGGAUGUGGUCAAGAUCCGUCUCCAGGCACAACGUCACUCUAUGGCUGAUCCCCUCGACAUCCCCAAGUAUCGCAACGCAGCUCACUGUGCUUAUACUGUUGUUCGCGAGGAAGGCUUCGGUGCGUUGUAUCGUGGAGUUGGAUUGACCUCUCUCCGUCAGGCUACUAACCAGGCAGCCAAUUUCCCCACCUACCAUUUCCUGAAGGGCUAUCUUCAGCGCCUCCAGAAUAUACAGGAAUUGCCUGGUUAUCAGUCUGCAGUCAUCGGAUGUAUCUCUGGCGCGAUGGGGCCGCUCGUCAACAACCCUAUUGAUAUUGUUAAGACCCGUAUUCAAAAGUCCCCCAAUCCGGAAGGAUUGAGUGGCUGGGCGCGCUUCAUGGAUGUCAACACCCAAAUUUUGAAGAACGAGGGCUGGAGGGCCUUCUACAAGGGUGUUACACCUCGUGUACUCCGCGUUGCUCCCGGUCAGGCUGUCACAUUUGCUGUCUAUGAGUGGGUUUCGAGAUGGCUGGAUGCCAACUCUGAUACCUUCAAGUUGACCGUAACUGCUAAGUAACUUCUUUGUCAAAGUAGAGCAAUUUUCGCUGCGUUCUCAUCAUGCCUUCACGG